Molecule: messenger RNA, 1350 nt
Organism: Linum tenue
Lineage: Eukaryota; Viridiplantae; Streptophyta; Magnoliopsida; Malpighiales; Linaceae
Source: the annotation of a GenBank genome assembly
AUGGUUCCGCACCCAGCACAGGGCCACAUCUUUCCUAUGCUUAAGUUGGCACAAAAGCUGGCGAACGAGCAUGGGAUCGCUGUGACGGUCGCCAACUUGGAGUUCAUCCACAGAAAGAUCGCCGAGCAGAGCUGUGGUACAGGGAUCAGGCUGAUUUCUGUUCCCGACGGGUUUGAAUCGCCGGGGGACGCGGACGAUUGGCUGAAGAUGGCAGAGUGCUUGGAGAAAGUAGUGCCCGUCCAGCUGCGGAAGUUACUGGAAAAGCAAAAGGAGUCGGGUCACGACCAAGAGAUCAGUUGGGUCAUCGCCGAUGCGUUUGCUUCGGCAGCGUUCGUGGUAGCCACGGAGAUGGGGAUCAAAACGGCCGCGUUGUGGACUGCCUCCAUGGACAACUUGGCCUUGUUGUUGCGGCUUCCGCAGCUGAUUGAAGCUGGUACUAUUGAUGAGAACGGAUUCUUGUUGAAUAAUCUUGAAUCAAUCUCCCUAUCAUAUGGAAUCCCUGCCUGGAAAAUUAAUGAGUUGACUUGGAACUCUCCUGGAGCGCCUGACGAUCAGAAAUUCCUUUUCACACGCUUCUACAUCAACGUGUCACGCUACUCCCAACUUUUCGACUGCUUGCUUGUGAACUCAUUCCACGAACUGGAGACGGCGGCCUGUCAAAUGUUUCCUGAUACCUUGCCAAUCGGUCCACUGAAUAAUAAUAAUAAUCUCGCCGUCCCUGCUGGAAGCUUCUGGCAACAGGAUGCGACUUGCGUGCCUUGGCUGGACGAGCAGCCUCCAGGCUCGGUGUUGUACGUCGCGUUUGGAAGCAUUACGGUGGUGAGCCAGCAGCAGUUCUUAGAGUUGGCGUUGGGCCUUGAAAUGACGGGCAAACCGUUCCUCUGGGUUAUCCGGCCAGAUUUCGUGAAGGGGUCGACAGCUGAAUUUCCCCAAGGAUUUUGGGAGAGGGUGGGGGGCAGAGGGAAGGUUGUGGGGUGGGCGAACCAAGAAGCUGUGCUUUCUCAUCCAGCCACCACAUGUUUCGUAAGCCACUGCGGGUGGAACUCCACGCUGGAUGGGUUGUGUGCCGGAGUUCCGUUCUUGUGUUGGCCUUACUUUGUGGACCAAUUUCAUAACCGAGACUCUAUAUGUGAAGCUUGGAAGGUUGGCCUCAACUUGGAGGCUGAUGAUGAAACCGGGAUGGUGACCAGGUCCGAGAUAGCGAGCAAGGUGGGAAGACUUCUCUCUGAUGACACCAUAAGAUGCAAUUCACUCAGGCUUAGGGGAAGUGCAAGGGAUAGUGUGACAGAAGGUGGCUCUUCCUCCUUCAAUUUCGCAAGCUUCGUCCAUCGCCUAUGCUCACUCACUUGA